Molecule: messenger RNA, 1138 nt
Organism: Prorocentrum cordatum
Lineage: Eukaryota; Dinophyceae; Prorocentrales; Prorocentraceae
Source: the annotation of a GenBank genome assembly
CACGCUGGGCGGCAGGCACAUCGGGGAGUUCGCCCUCGCCUCGGGCGCGACGGUGCUGGACCUCAAGAGCCCGUUGCGCGGGCCGGCGGCCCCGACGUCGCGAAGCAGCGGCUGUUGUGCGGAACGGAGCUCCUCGACAGCCCGAGGUCCCCGGUCGCCGCGGGGCACCUGCUCCUGGUCGAGUCGCGCCGCCGCAACCUCGCGCUGGCCUCCCAGGGCGCGCGGCUGGGCGGGGAGCUGGGCAGGUGUUGCAGCCGCAAUUGUGGCGCAUCCUUCCGACCGAAUUUUGGCUGGCAGCAGGAACGGAAGUGCAACGUUUCGAGUUUCGAAGAGGUCAGUGCUCGCGGAGUAUAUUUUGUUACCGACAAACUUGGCUUCUCGUACGACUAUUUGGCGUCGACGCGCCUGCGGCUCCUGCGAGCCAAGAACGCCCCUGGACAGGAAGCAGCCGUUCGGCAUCUUAUCGCUCAUGAGCAACGGUGCUCUCGGGAGGGCGAGCUCUUGAGUCGCAUUUCGCUUCGUGACCACUUGCUUCACGCGCUGGAGGGAUUAUCCGUGGCCCGUCGGUCCCCGACGGACGUGAUACCCUUCGACGUGGAAUACCCUGCAGAAUUGCAAUGGAAUGUGAAGAAGGCUUUAACGUACCCCCCUGCCUGCGAGGUGCGCGCGCUGGGCUUCGCCGGACAUUUCGGUGUCCACCGUGAUCUUCAGGACGGCGUGGACGUCCCAGAGCCAGCCGCAGCGCGCGGUCGGAAGAGGAAAUUGGCAUACAGGGAGGACGAGAGGACUGCUUCGUGCGCCAACAAGGACAAGGCUCGCCCAGCGAUGCGUGGACACACUGCUGGGCGGCAGUUUGUUCUUGAUCCGCAAUCUCGGCUACUGUUGGGGGCCACUGAACAUUCCCACAGCGAGAAUAUGGCGGACAAGCUGCGUGUCGUCAAGGCGGUCAUGGGGCUGCCGAGCGUUCGCGCUGAUUUGCUGUUCCACGAUGACGCGUGCCAUUUUGAACAGCACGUGCAGAAGAACCACGCAGCGUUCUUCCGUAAUGUGACAUAUUUCCUGAUCGGUAAGUUUCACUUGAAGAACCACAAGUGCAGCAAGCGCAAGUGGACAAAGGCGGAGACGACGCGCGCGAAAG